CUCACCCAGUAGUUCAGUAGAUAACUGGAGCGCUCAGCCGGGAGCAGAAGCAGAGUCCAGACCACCGAAUGGCUGGAUGUUUAACACCCACGAGUGGCUUCUAGAGCAGAGAAACGCGCCCGGUACCGGGACGAGCGAGUCGAGCGGAACCAGAAGGAUUGAGAACGUCCCUGUUUCACAGACAUAAUGAGCUGGAGCUUCCUCACUCGUCUGCUGGACGAGAUUUCCAAUCACUCCACCUUCGUGGGCAAAAUCUGGCUCACCCUCCUCAUCGUCUUCCGCAUCGUGCUGACGGCAGUCGGCGGCGAGUCCAUCUACUACGAUGAACAGAGUAAAUUUGUGUGCAACACGCAUCAGCCCGGUUGUGAGAAUGUGUGCUACGAUGCCUUUGCACCACUUUCGCACAUCCGCUUCUGGGUGUUUCAGGUGAUCAUGAUCACCACGCCCACCAUCAUGUACCUCGGGUUUGCCAUGCAUAAGAUUGCCCGCAUGGAUGACGACGAGUACGGUUCCCGGGGCAAGAAGCGGAUGCCCAUAGUGAGCCGUGGUGCCAACAGGGACUAUGAAGAAGCCGAGGAUAACGGGGAGGAAGAUCCCAUGAUCCAGGAGGAGAUUGAGCCAGAGAAGGAGAAGGAAGCUGCUCCGGAAAAGCCCAAAAAGAAGCACGAUGGGCGGCGGCGCAUCAAGAGGGAUGGUCUGAUGAAGGUCUAUGUCUUUCAGCUCCUAUCGCGCGCCAUCUUUGAGGCAUCCUUCCUGUUUGGACAGUACAUCCUUUACGGGCUGGAAGUGGCACCAUCGUACAUCUGCACUCGUUCUCCUUGUCCUCACACGGUGGAUUGCUUUGUCUCUCGACCCACCGAGAAGACGAUCUUCCUGCUCAUCAUGUACGCCGUCAGCGCCUUGUGUCUGCUCUUCACCAUGCUGGAAAUCAUUCACCUUGGCUUCAGUGGAAUCCGCGACUGCUUCUGCACGCCCCGAUCUCGAUCCCAUCCAUCUCGUUCUCAUCCAUCUCGCAACUCGGCACUGGCCAGUCAGCGGUCUUCCAUCUCCCGCCAGCCCUCGGCGCCUCCGGGUUACAACACGGCUCUGAAGAAAGAUCCCUCAGGGAAAAUGGGCUUCAGGGAUAACCUGGGAGACUCGGGGCGCGAGUCCUUUGGAGAUGAGGCGUCGUCUCGGGAGCUGGAGAGGCUUCGCAGACACCUAAAGCUGGCCCAGCAGCAUCUGGAUUUGGCAUACCAGAAUGAGGAAAACAGUCCGCCACGAAGCAGCAGCCCGGAGUCCAACGGCACCGCGGUGGAGCAGAACAGACUCAACUUUGCCCAGGAGAAGCAAAGUAGUACUUGUGACAAAGGUCUUCGUGCGUAGGUUCUGUCUCCGAUCGUUCAGAGGAGGAUCGGCGAGGACAAAAGGGAAAUAAGCAGGGAGUGUGUGUGUGUGUGUGUGUGUGUGUGUGAGAGAGAGAGAGAGAGAGGCUGUGGCGUCUGCUUGAGGUGGAUGAAGAAAGCCUGAGCCUUCCAGUGUUGGGCCCUCUCUGGCCGAGCAUCGAGUCUUUUUCAUUACAGCGAGACUGAAGACGAGCGCCUGCCUGAAGACCCAAAGUGCUUCCGUCUGCCUGCGUGGAACUAGAACGCUCCAGUUCUCCUGCGCUUCACCCUCAGGGCAGCUAUAUUUUUAUAAGUAUUGAUAUUUUAUUAUGAGACUUUUAGUUCCACGUCUGGCUCUUUAGUUGGACGUUUUUGUGUGAAUCUCAAGUUUGCCUUCGACUUAAACUGGAAGCCCCUCCCUCCUCAUGUACUUUGGGUGAGGUAAGGCCAAGUUAUUAAAUCUUUUGUAUUUAGUGAAUAAAUGACGAGCAAACAAACGUUAAUGAACGGGUUCUUGUCUUCCUUAUGAAGACUUAAGUUAUUCAUCACGCAAGGACCUUUCAGUUCAGUUGUCUCUUUCCCCUUUUGGUCCUUUUUGUCCCGUUGACAUUCCCAGUUCUUGGACCUGUACUCCGAAGCAGGGUUUGUGGCUCGCGGAGCUGUUUUUAGGGCUUUUGUCCUGCCUUGUUUCAGAGUUCCACUCUUGUGUGCAUCCACACCUGAAACAUUAAACAUCAUUUUUGAACUGCAGUUUUCUACCUUUGAAACUUCAGCACCAGCAUCCCACAUUCCUGAACAUCAUUCCUUGAUUUUCCAAGAGCUUGAACUUUACUCAGCUGCUGCACAAAUGGUUUCCUGCCUGGUUCUGAUAAGCUCGUUUCUCCUCAUUGGCUUUGGCUGCUACAGUUGUUUUAGCUCUUUCCUUUAAUACUUUUAUGAUUUAGUAUCGUUUGUGCAUGUGAGAAAUAUGCAGGUGCAGAUUUUAUUUGGGAUUGGUCAUGUGGCGCUUACACUGCUCCUCUUCACACGCACAUAUCCACAGCUCGUAACCAUUGUUUUGGUGCUGCGGUCGGGGUUUGUUAAACCUGAGAAUCAUCUGAUGAUCAGGGCACGUGGAACCUACUUCGCAGUACAGGCUCUUGAUGGUAACUGGAACACUUGAGGUGCCUUUGUCCAAAGGAACAAACAAACCUGGGUAAUGCUUGAAGAAAAAACACGUAACUCUCUAUGUUGUUUGAAGUGUCCAAUACUGUUCUUUCCUUUUGUAUCUUAUUGUUAUGCUUUUGUCGCUGUUGCAGAUAUGUUCUUUUAUUUUGAAAGAAUGAUUUUCACUACUGUCCAUUUCCUGAGACUGGAUCCUGUGAGUGGACACGGGAUUUGGUACAGUUCAAAGGUUUUUCGUUCCAUUUAAUGCCAACCUGUUGCCUGUUUUCUGAGGUACUUGUUGUAUGAAAUGUUUACGUUUACAGCACACCAAGUGCUGAUUUCUGGAGUUUCUUAUUCCAGAACUGUUGCAAACCAAGUUGCUCCAAUGUGAAAUUGUUGCCUUGAGUGCACUCUAAGAUGCCAUCUUUUGUAGUCCGAUACCCACAGUGCCAUUUGUACCAACUCAAAUAUUGUCAUCUCAAAUAUUUUUGACCAAUGUGUUUGUACUUUUUUAUAUACUUUUUGUAUUGAUUAGUACUUUGUGGUUAGUUUUUUAAAUAAAAUUUUUUACAAGCUUUUGAA
This is a messenger RNA of Nothobranchius furzeri (turquoise killifish), 3092 nucleotides long. RefSeq names its product gap junction protein gamma 4b (gene gjc4b). Gene Ontology annotation, molecular function: gap junction channel activity. NCBI's taxonomy places the organism in Eukaryota, Metazoa, Chordata, Actinopteri, Cyprinodontiformes, Nothobranchiidae. Gene Ontology annotation, cellular component: connexin complex. Gene Ontology annotation, biological process: cell-cell signaling. The record is from RefSeq and is a predicted model, not a curated record.